Messenger RNA from Malania oleifera, 1866 nucleotides. RefSeq lists its product as uncharacterized. The coding region runs from base 184 to 1395 and encodes 403 amino acids. Gene Ontology annotation, cellular component: endoplasmic reticulum tubular network. Lineage: Eukaryota; Viridiplantae; Streptophyta; Magnoliopsida; Santalales; Ximeniaceae. The record is from RefSeq and is a predicted model, not a curated record. Gene Ontology annotation, biological process: endoplasmic reticulum tubular network organization. The transcript has 5 exons.
GGUCCCCGUAAAUAAGAAGAAUAUGGAGAUCCUUGCGACACCCAACAACGCAUCUAAUUGCGAGGCCUGGUCCAGCGUCUGCUUCCCCUUCUCUUCUUUUUCUUCUCCGGCGAACCUAGUGUUUGCCGGGUUAUUCUCUGGCGAACGUCAAGGCGGUCUACUCGCCCCUCGUCUCAGGGAGAAAUGGCCAAUGAAACUAGUAAGGACCAAGCUAAGGAAUCUUCAGCUGCUCCAUAUUCUGAAAACAAGGACACUGUGAAUGCAAAGGGAAAAUGGAGAGGAAUAAUCUCUCGAAUUUGGAAUGGACUUUUUAGAAUACAUAGUGAUGAUUUUGAAAAGAGACUGCAACACAUUUCUAAGGAAGAAGCCUCUGUUCUAGCUAGAAAAAGGAAGAGAUCUCAAAGUUGGAGGAGAAUGGCGAGGCAUAUUAUAAUAUUCUCUGUGAUUUUUGAGGUUAUUGCAGUGGGUUAUGCCAUCAUGACAACAAGGUCAACAGACUUGGACUGGAAGAUGAGGGCAUCUAGGGUUUUGCCCAUGUUUCUUUUGCCUGGCUUAUCUGCUGCUGCUUAUUCAGCGCUUAUGAGCUUUGUACAGAUGUGUGACCGAAAAGACCAAAAAACUCUUGAAAGGCUUCGAGCUGAGAGGCAAGCAAAAAUCGAUGAACUUAAGGAGAAGACAAACUAUUACAUUACACAACAGCUCAUUCAGAGAUAUGACACCGACCCAACGGCGAAGGCAGCUGCUGCAACUGUCUUGGCAUCUAAGUUGGGUGCAGAUUCAGGCUUGACAGUGCGUGUUGGAGAUGAACCUAACCAAAAUAUGCCGAAAGGGAAGAGUAAUGAUGUGGAAUUUGUGGAAUCAAGUGGGCUUCGGAACCGAAAACAUCUACAGACCAAAUCCAGUAGUCCAGGGAGCAGAGUGUUGCAGCAUUCAAAUGAAGAAAUGCCAAUAAAUGAGGGGGCAGGAGUCCCUGGGGUUUUGGAGAAUAGAGAACCAGUUGUCGAGCAUCACGAUCAAGGAUCAAGUGCAAAUGAUGGGGGUUGGUUUGCUCGAAUUGCUGCGUUGCUCGUUGGCGAGGAUCCAACACAGUCAUAUGCGCUUGUAUGUGGCAACUGUCAUAUGCACAAUGGUGAGUACAAUACAAGGGUACAUAUCCUUCUAGGGAUGCCCCUAAUUUAUACAAUUCAUAUGGGAUAUUUUUCAGAUCCCUUUCUCAGCAUCUCCCAUGUCCUAUUUAGGCGCCACAACAGUAAAACCAAAUCCUUUGUUAAUCCCUCACAGAUUGUGGUGUGGCGUUAUGAAAGUGAAAUUUCUGUCUCCAUCUUUGUACAGGGCUCGCCAGGAAGGAGGACUUCCCAUUUAUUACCUACUACUGCCCACACUGUCACGCCCUAAAUAGAUCAAAACAAACAGAAGAGCAUGUUUCUAGUUACAAUCCUGAUCACAGUGUCUCGACUACAGUAAGCAGCGAAGAGAUCAAUAACGCGAGUGGUUCUCCAAGUGAUAGCGUUCGGGCAACCGUGAAGGCUGCAGCGGAGAUGGCAAUAGGAAGCGAAAGGGUAACAUCAGAGAAUUUAGCUGGUUAAAAGGCAAAUUUGUGUGAGCGUGUGUAGAGUGGGUGUUCAUGUUUUUUCCUUGGAUUGUCUGCGGGUGUUUGUGAUUAGGUGAUAUGGAUGGGGGGAGAGGUUUUGUUUACUUCGUCUGGUACAACAGAAACUCGAGGGAUUUCUUGCACAAGAAACUUCUGUGAUAUAUACUUUAGUAUGUAGGUUACUGGCGUGGGCGUAGUUCAAGAGUCAGCUGAAUGUUGAUAAAAAUCAUAUUUUUAUUAUAUUUUGAUAAAAAUCGUUCUACAUUCCUGCUGUA